UUGAUUGUUCAGUCGUGUAAACACAAGUCCAGACUGAUUUCUAAUGCUAAUUAACUUCACCUGUAAAUAGUAUCAAAUACAGCAAUAACUUGAUGUAUACAAAGAAAGCUUCUAUACACAUCGUGGUCAGGUAUAUUGUUUCGCAUGGUCCACUGACCUACACAGUGUAGUUAACUGUUACAGUGUUGAAUGUACAUACUUGUCAGAAGAAUACGCAUAGUAUCAAUGUUACUCGCUGCAUAUCCUGAGGUCAAUAUUUCUUUUAUUUCCAACAUGAUAUAUUUUCUUAUCAUCGCGAAAUCCACGUGAAUGCAUUCCACCAGCUUGUUGUGAUCGGCGUGCUCACUCGUAUGCUCCGUUCUCGUCUUAAUCAAAAUUAUUUUUAUCUCUUUAUUAGAGACUUUUCUUAUAUUUAGUUCUCUGUCCUUAUCAAACAAUUGCUGAGGGUAUACUUGAAUUAACUCAUACAGGCAUAUUUCUUGCUAAAAUGUGUUUUAAACAGUGAAAUGAUACUGAUAGGUCCAAAUCUGGUAAACGUUACAUAUUGUACCAAAUAAGUUGAGCGAACCAGUCAAUAGUAGGCAAUCAGUGAGUGAAAGCGGUCUGGUGACUAUGAUGGAAUUAUACAUCGUGGUCAUUAGAUCGUUUGUAUCGAAUUGCUAGUAUACAUUACCUUCUAAGAUAACAAUACACACGUACCGUGUACGACAUCGUGGUCCAUAUCCAUGUUGAAUGGCUGAGUCGUCUAUACGUAAUUAUGUCAUUGUAUAUUGUAUGUAUAUAUGUGUUUCUAUCUAUUGUUUUGUUUACGAAUCGAAUGUCUUUUCGUGUGCUGUUACUGUACAUCUAUGCUUGCCCAGCCUCCAAAUUAUUGUAUGUAACGUUAUGUACUCGCUAUAUCAUGUGUCCUUUUCACGUUCACGUCACAGUGUAUUUUAUAACGAUAUAUGACAAUGGUUAAAACAGUAAUAGGCAUAUCACGUGAUGGGACAUGUAGGAACACUAGGGGGUGUAUGACUAAUUCAACCGUGUACUAUUAUGUACAUAUCGUGUAUAAAUGUUCCCUGAAUACACACAAUCUGAAAAACUUACUUUUUUUUCUCUAUGUGACUAGUAUUUUAUUAAUCAGCUGUAAUGAUAUUGAGUUAAACCCAGGUCCUCUGCGUAACCUAGAAAUUUCUCAUCUCAAUAUAAGAUCCUUAAGAAACAAGACAGAUAUUGUUGAAACUGAAUUAAAUAAAAGUGAUAUUAUCUGCCUAACCGAAACACACCUCACCCCUGAAAUACCUAAUACUGAACUAAUAAUUCCAUGUUACUCUGAAAAUCUUUAUAGGCUGGAUAGAAAAACUGGUCCUGGUGGUGGGGUCUUAAUCUAUCACAAAAAUAACAUUUUCACCAAAAGACGACAUGAUCUUGAACAUGAUGAAGUUGAAAUGAUAUGGGUGGAAAUUCACAUUGAGUCGCACAAGUUUCUUCUGGCUUGUCUAUAUAGACCAGAAUCACCAGUUAGAUAUUGGGAAAUCUUAGAUUCAGUCAUUGAAAAAGCUGUGAACACUAACUUAGAUAUAGUGAUCACUGGUGAUAUUAAUAUCAAUAUGUUAAAUCUUCAACCCCACUCGCACCUUGGUAGACUAAUAACAAAAUUUAAUCUUUCUAAUUUUAUCACAGACCCCACUCGUAUCACUCCAACUUCAUCAACUUCAAUUGAUAUUGUCUUUUCCAACAACAGAAAUAUAGUUAAAAAUGCAUCUGUGCUUCCUCCUAUAUGUAGUGACCAUUCUCUGAUACAAUUUAACAUUUCCUAUGCAGUUUUUAAAAAACAAACCUAUCGAAAGAAAAUUCUUAUUUAUCAAGAUGCAGAUUAUGAUCAGAUGAAUAGAUGUAUUUUAGAAAAAGAUUGGGAAAACCUUAUCAAUAUACAUGAUACAAAUGAAUUUAACAAUAUUUUAUGUGAUACAAUAAAGCACUUAAUUAAUGAAUCUAUACCCACUAAAUAUGUAACAAUUAGACCAAAUGAUAAAAAAUGGAUGACUAAUGAUAUUAGACUACAUAUAAGACAACGAAAUAGGGCUCAUAGGAAAGCAAAAUCUAGUAAUUCGGCUUUUCACUGGGAAAAUUAUAGAAAAAAAAGAAAUGAAACCAUUAGUAGAAUACGUGAUGCCAAGAAAACAAAUCUACUUCUAUUCCCCCACUAACACACAAUAAUUCAUUUAUUCAACAUCCAUUUGACAAAGCUGAAUGCUUAAAUAAAUACUUUGCAUCAAUAUCUACCACUUCUGAAAAUACUGAACCUAUACCUGAAACUACUAAUGAUUUUCCUAAUUCCAUAAAUGAUAUUGUUAUAACCCAACAGGAUGUUAAAGAUCAGCUAUUUCUUUUGAAUGUUAAUAAACCUGCUGGACCAGAUGAUAUGAUUCCCAGAAUAAUCAAACAAUUACAUCCAUCUAUUCUCUUUCCUCUAACUCUUCUAUUUAACAAAACACUUGAAACUGGUAUUAUCCCCCUCAGCUGGAAGAUGGCUAAUAUUAACGCUAUUUAUAAAGGUAAAGGAUUAGUUAAUGAGGUGUCUAAUUACAGACCAAUCUCUGUUACUUCAUGUUUUAGUAAAAUGUUAGAAAAAAUCGUUUUCAAAUAUCUAUAUAAUUACCUCAGUACAUAUAAAAUCAUUACAAAACACCAGUCUGGCUUUACACCUAAAGAUUCAACUGUAAAUCAAUUAUUGUCUAUUUACCAUACCAUUGUUAAUUGCCUAGAUCAAAAUAAAGAAAUCAGAAUUAUAUUCUGUGACAUAAGCAAGGCUUUUGAUAGAGUUUGGCACAAUGGUCUGCUUUACAAGUUGGAAUCAUAUGGUGUUAAAGGUAAUCUUUUAAAUUGGUUUCGUAACUUUUUAUCAGACAGAAAGCAGAGAGUACUAACUGAAGGUUAUACAUCAACCUUUGACCCUGUUCAAGCAGGGGUUCCACAAGGCUCAGUCCUCGGUCCGUUAUUGUUUUUAAUAUAUAUAAAUGAUAUUGUUGAUUGUGUUUCCAGUAAAAUUAAAUUAUUUGCAGAUGACACCUCUCUCUAUGGUAUAUGUGAUAAUAAUCCCAUUGAAUUGGCACAAAAUCUUUCCAAUGACUUGAGUAAUAUUAAGCUGUGGGCCACUAAAUGGGACAUUAAAUUUAAUCCUUCUAAAACUGAAUCUGUAAUUUUCUCAAGGAAAACUAAUAAGAAUCAUCCUAUUGUUAAUUUUUAUGACGCACCAAUUGUUGAAAGCAAAACACAUACACAUCUGGGCCUUACACUUAGUGAUGAUGCCAAAUGGAACCAACACAUAUCUAAUAUAUAUGAAAAAGCAUUUAAAAGAAUAAAUAUCUUAAGGUUACUAAAAAAUAAAAUUGAUAGAAAAUCCUUGACAACCUUAUAUAUAUCCUACAUAAGACCAGUUAUUGAAUAUGCAGAUGUUGUGUGGGACAAUUGCACACUAGCUCAAAAAAACCUAUUAGAAUCAAUACAAUUAGAGGCUGCAAGAUUAAUUACAGGUUUACGUAGAGGGACAUCACAUGAUAAAUUAUACAAGGAAUUAGGAUGGGAAACUUUGAGCUGCAGAAGAAAUAAACAUAAACUAAUUUUAAUGUAUAGAAUAAUGAAUAAUGAAACCCCAGAUUACCUAAGAGAAAUUAUUCAACCAUAUAUUCAUGAUGAAACCCUUGACAGAUAUCCCCUCCGAACAAACAGAUUAUUUGACCCCCCUUUAUGUCGUACUGUAAAAUAUUUUGAAAGUUUUUUUCCGUCCAUGCUAAAUGAAAUGAAUAGACUUGCCCCAGAUAUUACUAGCAUCCAAUCUACCACACAGUUAAAAAGGUUACUAACUACAAAGCAAUAUAUGAAAUCUGAAACAAAUGAUGUUUUUAAAUACUUUGGCAAUCGUGAUGUAAACAUUAUACUUUGCCAAUUAAGAAAUAAUGCUAGUAAUCUAAAUUAUGAUCGUUAUAAAGAUCACUUAAUUGAAUCUCCAAUGUGUGAGUGUAACGGAUCUUUCGAAACUGCUGCACAUUAUUUUUCUGAAUGUAAUCAAUAUAAUAAUAUUCGCCAGACUCUCCAACGGAGUUUGAAUCAUCACACUCACAAUCAUCUGUGUAUAAAUGUCCUAAUAAAUGGUUGUAAUAGUUGUAAUGAUUUACAAAAUAGAGAUAUCUUAUCUCAUGUAUCAAACUUUAUAUCGCAAUCAAAAAGAUUUUCAUUAAUAUAAUAUUUGACUUACCCUUACUAUUUUUUGGAACAUAAUUAUACAU
Messenger RNA from Mizuhopecten yessoensis (Yesso scallop), 4274 nucleotides. RefSeq lists its product as uncharacterized. The transcript is spliced from 2 exons. The record is from RefSeq and is a predicted model, not a curated record. Bases 948 to 2195 code for a protein of 415 amino acids. NCBI's taxonomy places the organism in Eukaryota, Metazoa, Mollusca, Bivalvia, Pectinida, Pectinidae. Gene Ontology annotation, molecular function: catalytic activity.